Molecule: messenger RNA, 684 nt
Organism: Penicillium canariense
Lineage: Eukaryota; Fungi; Ascomycota; Eurotiomycetes; Eurotiales; Aspergillaceae
Exons: 2
Coding region: 1-684 (227 amino acids)
Source: RefSeq, a predicted model, not a curated record
AUGGACAAUCUUUCUCCAAUGAUGAUCAUCCUGCUUGCUUUCUCUCUCGCCACGGCUUCCCCCCACGAGACCGCGGUCGACAGGCCAGCGCCGCUCACCACGGUUGUCACGGCCGAAUCACCACGCAUCACUGAGGAAGGAACCCUUCGCUGCUCUGGCGGGGCGACGGUCUUGCAUACGACCGACUGCACAAUGGGGACAUCGGUCUCCUUUUGCUAUAAGCCUCCACCUCCGCUCCACUGUGACGAGGGAUACUUCCCUUCCGUCUGGCAUCCCGAUCAUUGUAUGGAGGAAUCCACGUGCUUUCCCACCGAUGCAGAAUGGAUCACAAGAGGAUGUUCCAAUGGCGCAUAUCCAUAUUCGACCAAGACUGUCUAUGAUGGCACGCUGGCAGGGGGGCAUCACACCGUGAUAAGCUCCAUCUCGUGCGCCUGUCCACCCGAUCAAUGGUACAGUAUUUCGAUGCGCGAGGGAGCUUCUCGCUUCGAGACAUACUGCAUGCCCUCCCGCUCCUGUCCACCGGGGAUGACCACAUCGAUCAGUACCAAUGACUACUGUGCCACGGCAUCAGCAGCGAUUUGUUCCCAUGUUCCUGCUCAGGCAGACCAUUGUGAAUGUGAGGGUAAAUAUUCCACUCCAGUGUACGCGGAGGGGCCAAGUGCCACGGCGACUGGAUGCGGAUAA